AAAUGAGUACAGAAGCAGAACAACAACUUCUCCAUAAUGCCAGAAAUGGCAACACUGAGGAAGUUAGGAAGAUCUUAGAAACCAUGGAGCGAAAGGAGGUGAUUGCUAAUAUUAAUUGCAAAGGGAGAAGUAAAUCUAAUUUGGGCUGGACUCCUCUUCAUUUGGCAUGCUAUUUUGGACAUGGACAAGUGGUACAGGAUUUGUUGAAGGCUGGUGCAGAAGUAAAUGUGUUAAAUGAUAUGGGAGACACUCCACUUCAUCGUGCAGCAUUUACAGGACGAAAGGAAUUGGUAAUGCUUCUCUUAGAACAUAAUGCUGAUGCUGCUGUUGUGAAUGGAAGUGGACAGACAGCAAAAGAAGUUACUCAUGACAAAGAAAUAAGAAACAUGCUUGAAGCUGUAGAAAGAACUCAGCAAAGAAAAUUUGAAGAAUUGCUUUUGGAAGCAGCAAGAGAAGGAAACACAGCAGGACUGACCGCAUUGCUCAACAGACCAAAUCCUCCUAAUGUUAACUGUUCUGAUCAGAUGGGAAAUACACCUCUGCACUGUGCAGCCUAUCGUGCCCACAAGCAGUGUGCCUUAAAACUUCUAAAAAGUGGCGCUGACCUCAAUUUAAGAAACAAAAAUGAUCAAAGACCCCUUGACCUAGCCCAAGGUUUAGAAAUGAAAAAUGCACUUGGUGGUAAUAAGGUUGUCUACAAAGUUUUGAAACGAUACGAGGGUCCUCUUUGGAAGAGUUCAAGAUUUUUUGGUUGGAGGCUGUGCUGGGUAGUAUUAGAACAUGGAGUUCUUUCAUGGUAUAGGAAACAGCCUGAUGCAGUGAAUAAUGCUCACCGCCAAGGAUGCAAACAUUUGACUCAAGCUAUAUGUACGGUAAAACCCACUGAUAGCUGCCUUUUCUUUGUUAAAUGCUUUGAUGAUAGUAUGCUUGGUUUCAGAGUUCCUAAGAAUAGCCUUCAACAGUCAAGAGAGAGCUGGCUAGAAGCAAUAGAAGAGCAUUCUGCAUAUAGUACUCACUACUGUUCUCAGGAUCAGCUAAGUGAUGAUGAAGAGGAAGAUGAUGCUGUUUCUACAGUAGAUUUGAGGGAAUCUUUACAGAAAGCACAAGAAUGCCAACAGAGACUAGAUAGAGAGAUUUCCAACUUUUUCAAAAUGAUUAAGGAGUGUGACAUGGCUAAAGAAAUCCUUCCAUCAUUUCUUCAGAAAGUUGAAGCUGUCUCUGAAGCCUCUGGAGAAACUUGUGCAGCUUUGAAUGAUUGUCUUAAUCUCUUCACCAAACAAGAAGGGGUGAGGAAUUUGAAAUUAGAACAGGAGCAAGAGAAAAAUAAAAUCUUAUCAGAAGCAUUAGAGACUCUGGCAACAGAACAUCAUGAAUUAGAGCAGUCUCUGGUUAAAGGAUCUCCACCUCUCAGCAUCCUUAGUGAGGAAGAGUUUUAUGAUGCUCUUUCAGAUUCAGAGUGUGAACAGUCCAUAAGUAGAUUGGAAACAGUAACAGCACGUUCAUUUGACGAGAGGAGAGAACAUUUGAACAAUAGAAAAAGCAGAAUGUCUGAAGGAAAGGAUUGUGGUGGUGGAGAUUCCCUGUCCAACGGCAUCAAAAAACACAGAACAAGCUUGCCCUCUCCAAUGUUUUCCAGAAAUGACUUCAGUAUCUGGAGCAUCCUUAGAAAAUGCAUUGGAAUGGAGCUGUCCAAGAUCACGAUGCCAGUUAUAUUUAAUGAACCCUUGAGCUUCCUACAGAGAUUAACUGAAUAUAUGGAACAUACGUACCUCAUCCACAAGGCCAGUGCACUUUCUGAUGCAGUUGAAAGGAUGCAAUGUGUAGCCGCAUUUGCUGUAUCUGCUGUUGCUUCUCAGUGGGAACGCACCGGGAAGCCUUUCAACCCACUGCUUGGAGAGACAUAUGAAUUAGUCCGAGAUGAUCUUGGAUUCAGACUUAUCUCAGAGCAGGUGAGCCAUCAUCCUCCAGUGAGCGCAUUUCAUGCUGAAGGAUUAAACAAUGACUUUAUCUUUCAUGGAUCAAUUUAUCCCAAACUCAAGUUCUGGGGUAAGAGUGUGGAAGCUGAACCCAAGGGAACCAUCACUUUGGAGCUUCUUGAGCACAAUGAAGCCUAUACAUGGACAAAUCCUACUUGCUGCGUGCAUAACAUUAUUGUGGGUAAACUCUGGAUUGAGCAGUAUGGCAACAUGGAAAUCACAAACCACAAAACUGGGGAGAAAUGUAUAUUAAACUUCAAGCCAUGUGGCCUCUUUGGAAAGGAAUUACACAAAGUUGAAGGCUACAUUCAGGAUAAAAGCAAAAAGAAGCUGCGGGCCCUCUAUGGGAAGUGGACAGAGUGCUUGUACAGCAUUGACCCUGCCACCUUUGAGGCUUGUAAGAAGAAUGACAAGAAGAAUGCAGAUGAGAAGAAAAGCAGCAAACAGAUGGGCACUUCUGAGGAACCGGAUGAAAUGCCACUGCCAGACUCUGAAAGUGUGCACGUCAUCCCGGGAAGUGUUUUGCUCUGGAGGAUAGCUCCAAGGCCUCCCAACUCUGCACAGAUGUAUAAUUUUACUAGCUUUGCUAUGGUUUUGAAUGAAGUCGAUAAAGAAAUGGAGAGUGUGAUUCCUAAGACUGACUGCAGGUUACGACCUGAUAUCAGAGCAAUGGAGAAUGGAGAAAUAGAUCAAGCUAGUGAAGAAAAGAAAAGGCUAGAGGAAAAACAAAGAGCAGCCCGCAAAAAUAGGUCCAAGUCAGAAGAAGACUGGAAAACAAGAAGAAACCCCAUGGAUCAGGGUCCCAGGUGGUUCCACCAAGGGCCCAAUCCCUACAACGGAGCACAGGACUGGCUUUACUCAGGCAGCUACUGGGACAGAAACUACUUUAAUUUGCCUGACAUUUAUUAAAAACGCAGUCAGGACCAUUGGUUAAUCCACAAAUCAGUCUUAAGUCUGUGUUUCUAAAGGAUUUUUUUUCUUUGUUUUUAUUCCUCUUUAAAAAAAAAAAGGAAAGUCUGCCCAUGAAAAUUUGCAUUUCAUACAACUAGUAAUUGGUGGCAUUGGUUCUGAAAGACUUGGGGAAAAGAAUAGUUUUGCUACCUGAAAAUACUCACUUGGGAUACUGUUUUAUAUAAGGGGGAACCUGUUAGAGAAUCUGAUUUUUGUAGCUGUUUCUACCAUGUGUGUUAAAGGAAAUUGCUACUCACACAGAAACUCUAGGUUUGUGGAAAUAAGUUGGAUUCUCAAAGCAGGUUAUAGAGGUAGUUUUUUAUGCAAAUAUGGUAGAUGUAACAAAGGAGUCUUGAGAACACACCCAAAUGUUCAUGUGGUCAAACUUAAAAAAGGAUAUGACAUUUUCUAAAGAUUUACUUCAUUAAUUAAAAAAAUAGCUUUUCUUUCUAUUAAUUCCCUCCUCUUCACCCAUUACCCUGACCUCAAGUCCAGAAUAUUCAGAAUAAUUAUUAUUGAUUUAAAAUUUCUCAAGGAUUAAAAUGGUUAAUAAAUAGGCAAGGUAUUUUAUGUUUACUCACUUCAGUGCAGUGUAUUGAAUUUGCUUUCACCUCCUGUAACCAGUCUGAUUUUAAGGCAUCAAAAAAUAUUUAAAUUAUACAAAUUUGAAUCACAAAUGUAUGCUCCUAAGAAAUUAAUUUUUUGUUAAUUCAUAAAAAUUCACUAGAAAUUGUAGGAUGUUGACCAUCAAAAAAAAAGCCUUUUAAAAUGUCAAGUUCCAUUGGUACAUACCACUGGACAAAUUAAAUUGCACAUGUGUAUGUAUUGUAAGUAUCAAACUAUAUUAAAAAAAAGGAGGUCUUGUGCAUUUCAAGUGUACAAGGCACCCGUGUACUCAAGAUAUGUAUGGAGACCUGUUGUACAGUAGCUUUGCCCCUUUAAUUGGGGUACAUUAAAUCUUGUGGUAUUUAUAUACACAUAUAUAUACAGAAAACAUAUAUAUAUAUAAUAUAUACACACACACACACACACACACACACUAAACUGGGACAUAGCUUAGGAGUGCUUAAGUAGCUCCUGCAAAAUGUUUUAAUUGCUAUCUUAAAGUUAACAGGUGUUAUAAUAAAAAAAUUUAACUGCUGCUAAAUAAAGACUUUAGAACAUUCCAAA
This is a messenger RNA of Dromiciops gliroides (monito del monte), 4097 nucleotides long. It is a transcript of the gene OSBPL1A, whose product is annotated as oxysterol binding protein like 1A. Gene Ontology annotation, cellular component: cytosol; intracellular membrane-bounded organelle; membrane. Bases 3 to 2885 code for a protein of 960 amino acids. The record is from RefSeq and is a predicted model, not a curated record. The transcript is spliced from 28 exons. Lineage: Eukaryota; Metazoa; Chordata; Mammalia; Microbiotheria; Microbiotheriidae. Gene Ontology annotation, molecular function: protein binding; cholesterol binding.